AUGGCCAACUCGAGCUCCAGGCCGCCGCCAGGAGGGGGCACAUGGGCGACGCCUCACGACUGGGCAACGCACCGCACUACCAUUACGGCUCUCUACGAGGGCCAAAACAUGACGCUCAAGAAGAUCAUGCAGACAAUGGAAGCCGACCACAAGUUCUUUGCAACAGAGAGAAUGUACAAGUCCCGGCUCAAGCAGUGGGGCCUUCGAAAGAACUACAGGUAUGAAGAGGUGAACGAGAUCAUCCGCCAGCAGCAGAGCACGCGUCCUGCUACUGCUACCGGGGCAAGAUCUAGUGGUGCCCCGGUGGCAGCGGCAGGGUCUCGUAUACGGAAGGGAACUGGCCGCCGAGUUCGGCCGUAUCGCAAACAGCCAGACAAUACUCCCGCACCUAUCAUAGUACGGUAUGGGCAGCAGCGGGUCAGAAGGCCAAGCGCCGUGUCAGUGUUGCAACGUCUGACACCACCGCCGACGGGGAUUGGGUGCCGAGCUCCUUCACCACCAGGAUCACCCGAGAUUUCCAUUCUGUUUCCUCUCACGCCUCCAGCCGACCUGUACUACCCAGAGGAAUGCAGUUUCCACAUCCAGAGAUACUGCGCUGGGGCCUUUGAAAAGGGCAUCUGGGCGCUCGAGACACCAGGUUGGAUGAACACAAACCGCAGCGUGGUAGACUGGUUCAACAGGAUGGCGCUCGCCAGGGGAGCCCUCAGCGGCGGACGCACACAGCAGGGCUUUAAACUCUUGCAGCUCUGCUUUGACGAGUACAAGGACAUGAUACUGACACAAGACCCGCGGCUGAUGCUCUACACCACCGUCUCCUUGUUCUUGCUGGUUGGGUAUCCAGAAGUUGUCAGCAUGUUGAUGAAGUACAUUACACGCCUAUCGAAAAUCCUACAGGGGCCCUUUCACCCCCUGCACCAGAUUAUGGCCGCGCUUGAUCAGAUGGGGUUGGAAAAGAUGCAAGAUAAUGCGCGGCUCAUUUUUGAUGCGCAGAUUGCCGAGUUUGCGAGAUACUUGCCACCCGAGAACGAAGUGCUGCAGAGCAUGGCAGUCUUUUCCAUACGGAAUCUGGCAGUGACUGGUCUGAUUGACACUGAUGUUGCCCAGGCCAAGCUACUCGCGCUGCCUCGCAGUGCCGACAAUGGACGUAUAUCCAUGGCCACGGCACAGGUGCUGAUGAUGGGCGGCCGCUACAAGGAGGCUCGACAGGUUGUCGAAGAGUUGCUGGCUUCGGGAACCAAUCGUUCUCGAACCUUAGCGGGUGCUUUUGAUACGCUGUUUCUAAUAUGCCGUUACGAGGGUGAGGAACAGACUAUCCGGGAUGCAUCAAACAGGCGAAUCAAUUUCUGUCUCGAGACCUUUGGAACCGACAAUGACUGGACCGUGGAUGCGUGCAACGACUACGAGACAUAUCUGCGAGAGAUUGGCGAUGUAGAAGGCGCCAGCAAAGUCUUUUCGAGCUUUGGAGUAAACAUGGAAAGGCUGACCGAAGGAGUGGCUGAGCUUGAAAUCAAGUAA
Pestalotiopsis fici W106-1 is the source of this 1515-nucleotide messenger RNA. RefSeq lists its product as uncharacterized. Lineage: Eukaryota; Fungi; Ascomycota; Sordariomycetes; Amphisphaeriales; Sporocadaceae. The transcript has 2 exons. The record is from RefSeq and is a predicted model, not a curated record. Bases 1 to 1515 code for a protein of 504 amino acids.